Messenger RNA from Closterium sp. Yama58-4, 546 nucleotides. Lineage: Eukaryota; Viridiplantae; Streptophyta; Zygnematophyceae; Desmidiales; Closteriaceae. The record is from the annotation of a GenBank genome assembly.
AUGUUGGACCGAUCUGACCUGGUGACGAGCUGGCGGGACAUGUUCGGAGUGCUGGUGGCGUGGAGGCAGGUGUCAGACGCCAUGGAGCCCGUCGCAUGGAAGGCCUUCGCCCCGGGGCGGCACUGGAAGCAAGACAUGCUGUAUCGCACCGGCACACCCAUCUUCACCUGGCUGGAGGCAGCGGAGGAUCACGAGGGGCUCUUCAACGUGAUUGGUCGAGACUUCUACGUGCUUCUGCCAUGCUACAGCCGGGCAUUCCCAGGGUUAGUGUGCCUGCCAUGCUACAGCCGGGCAUUCCCAGGAUGCUUUCAUGCUCAAGAUGCUUUCAUGCUCAAGAUGCUUUCAUGCUCAAGAUGCUUUCAUGCUCAAGAUGCUUUCAUGCUCAAGAUGCUUUCAUGCUCAAGAUGCUUUCAUGCUCAAGAUGCUUUCAUGCUCAAGAUGCUUUCAUGCUCAAGAUGCUUUCAUGCUCAAGAUGCUUUCAUGCUCUCAUCUGCACCCUUCCCCUUACCUCCCAUGCCAGCUGCAUGCACCUGUCCUGGUUCUUAA